CUUCUUUCUAGUCCCAUCAAAACCACCACCAUGGAUAUCGCUAAACCCGUUGGUUCUGAAAUCACUUCCGUUGAUUUUGGGUUUUUGACCGCCGCCGAGAUCAGAAAGCUCUCGGCCAAGCAAAUCACCAACCCGACUGUCUUUGACAAUUUGGGCCACCCGAUCACCGGGGGUUUAUACGACUUGUCCCUUGGGUCGUUCUUGAGAAACCUCUGUGCCACCUGUGGAUUGGAUGACAAGUUUUGUCCGGGGCACCAGGGUCACAUUGAGUUACCGGUUCCGGUCUACAAUCCAUUGUUCUUCAACCAGUUGUAUCUCUUCCUCCGCUCAUCCUGUCUCUACUGUCACCACUUCCGCUUCAAGGCCUUGGAAGUUCACCGCUACCAGUGCAAGUUGAAGUUGAUCCAAUACGGUUUGUUGUUGGAGUGUCUUGACGUCGAUAACAUGCACUUGGCCGGGUCCGACGGCUCAGACGAAGCCGAAGAGGGCGAGGAGGCCACCUACAAGAUCACCUCCCCAGACGCCGAGAGAGACUUGAGAGAGCGCCGUGAAUUCUACGUGGACUCCUGCAUCGCCAGGGCUUUGAGCGAGGGCAGAACCACCGAACACGGCACCGUCACCGCCACCGUUGGUGAGGAACGCAAGCAGUUGAUUUCGGAAUUCUACAAGAAGUUGCUCUCGCGUCCAAAGUGUGAUAACUGUGGAAUGUACUCCCCAACCUUUAGAAAGGAUGGUUUCACAAAGAUCUUCGAGAACGCCUUGAAGGACAAGCAGGAGACCAACAACAGAGUCAGGGGCUUGCUGCGCCAGGAUAUGAUCAAAAAGGCCUCUGCCGACGCUGUCAGCGUGCCUAGCGUCAAACCAAAGGCUGGUUCCAAGUACGUCUUGUCCACCGAGAUCAGAAACAUUCUCCGCUCCGUGUUUAGAACCGAAAAGGCCAUGAUGCACUACCUUUUCCACUCUAGACCAUCCGAGAUCACCCAAGUUGAUGCAGACAUCUUCUUCAUCCAUGCCUUGGUUGUGCCACCGACCAGAUUCAGAUUGCCAUCCAAGUUGGGUGACGAGGUCCACGAGAACUCGCAGAACGAGCUUUUGUCCAAGGUUUUAACCACCGCAUUGUUGAUCAGAGACUUAAACGAGCAGAUCUCUACCCUCCAGAAGGACCAGAUCACCACCGAAGAGCGCAAGAUCCUCUUCAACCGUUUGAUGAACUCGUUCGUGACCAUCCAGAACGACGUCAACGCCUUCAUCGAUUCCACCAAGAACCAAAACGCCCCAGCCGGGAAAGUGCCACCACCGGGUAUCAAGCAGGCAUUGGAGAAAAAAGAAGGGUUGUUCAGAAAGCACAUGAUGGGUAAGCGUGUUAACUACGCCGCCCGUUCGGUCAUUUCUCCGGAUCCGAUGUUGGAAACCAACGAGAUUGGUGUGCCUCCGGUCUUUGCCGUCAAAUUGACCUACCCAGAGCCGGUCACCGCCCACAACGCCUCCGAGUUGAGGCAGGCGGUGAUUAACGGCCCAGACAAGUGGCCGGGUGCUAUACAGGUGCAGAACGAAGACGGCACUCUAGUGUCGCUUAUCGGGAUGGACUUGGACCUGAGAAAGGCCCUUGCCAACCAGUUGUUAACACCUUCAAAUGGGUUCACCGUGGUUAACAAGAAGGUCUACCGUCACAUCAAGAACAACGACGUGGUGCUCAUGAACCGUCAGCCAACCUUGCACAAGGCCUCCAUGAUGGGACACAAGGUCAGGGUCCUUCCAGGUGAGAAGACCUUGAGACUCCACUACGCCAAUACCGGUGCCUACAACGCUGAUUUCGACGGUGAUGAGAUGAACAUGCAUUUCCCGCAGAACGAAAACGCCAAGGCCGAGGCCCUCCACUUGGCUAACACCGACUCGCAGUACCUCACCCCAACUUCUGGUGCUCCGCUUAGAGGUUUGAUUCAGGAUCACAUUUCGGCGGGUGUCUGGUUGACCUCCAAGGACUCCUUCUUCACCAGACAGGAGUACCAGCAGUUAAUCUACGGCUGUUUGCGUCCGGAGGAUGGGCACACCACGAGCUCGAAGAUCAUCACUAUCGCUCCAGCUGUGAUCAAGCCACAGGCUCUUUGGACCGGUAAGCAGGUUAUCACUACCAUGUUACUCAACAUCAAGCCUGAGGGUAUGCCAGGUCUCAACUUGCUCUCCAAGAACAAGAUCAAGAGCGAGUACUGGGGUGAGGGCUCCACUGAAAACGAGGUUAUCUUCCAGAACGGUGAGUUAUUGUGCGGUAUUCUCGACAAGUCGCAGUACGGUGCUUCCCAGUACGGUCUUGUGCACUCGCUCCAUGAAGUCUACGGACCGACCGUUGCUGGUAAGGCCAUGUCUGUUCUCGGGAGAUUGUUUACCAACUACACCAUGACCAAGGCUCUUACCUGUGGUAUGGACGAUUUGAGACUCACCAACGAGGGUAAUGCCUGGAGAAAGGACAUCUUGAAGGCGUCCAUCGAUAUUGGGAGAUCUGCCGCUGCCGAAGUGACCAACUUGGAGUCCGACACCAAGAGUGACGACAAGGAGUUGUUGAAGCGUUUGGAAGAGAUCUUGAGAGACGACAGCAAGUUGGGGAUUUUGGAUGCCAUCACCCAGUCCAAGGUAAACACCAUCACCUCUGCUGUGGUUGCCAAGUGUGUACCAGGUGGUACCAUGAAGCGUUUCCCGUACAACGCGAUGCAGUCGAUGGCACUUUCCGGUGCUAAGGGUUCCAACGUCAACGUUUCCCAGAUUAUGUGUCUUUUGGGUCAACAGGCCUUGGAAGGUAGAAGAGUGCCAGUCAUGGUUUCCGGUAAGACCUUGCCAUCCUUCAAGCCGUUCGAGACCGAUGCCAGAGCCGGUGGCUAUAUCAAGGGCCGUUUCUAUUCCGGUAUCAGGCCUCAGGAGUACUACUUCCAUUGCAUGGCCGGUCGUGAAGGUUUAAUUGAUACCGCCGUCAAAACCUCCAGAUCCGGUUAUUUACAGCGUUGUUUGACCAAGCAAUUGGAGGGUGUCCAUGUCACGUACGACAACACCGUCAGAGAUGGUGAUGGUACCUUGAUCCAGUUCAUCUACGGUGGUGACGCCGUGGAUGUCACCAAGGAAUCACAUAUGUACCAGUUCAAGUUCUGCGCCGACAACUACGACUCCUUGUUAAACAAGUACAACCCAGGUGAGCUCAUCCAACACUUGGACACUGAAACCGCCUUGGCUUACACCAAGAAGGUCAGAAAGCACUUGAAGAAGAACAAGGACCUCCCACAUUACCUCCAGACUGAAAAGUACGAUCCUUCCUUGUCGAUGUACAAUCCUUCCAAGUACUUGGGUUCCGUUUCCGAAAAGUUCCAGACCGAAUUGGACUCCUUCAUCGACAGUAACGCCAACUUGUUUGCUUCCAAGAAGGACAAGGACUCCAAGAGCUUGACCGAGAAGAAGUUCAGAGCCUUGAUGCAGUUGAAGUACAUGAGAUCGUUGAUCAACCCUGGUGAGUCGGUGGGUAUCAUCGCCUCCCAGUCUGUGGGUGAGCCAUCUACCCAGAUGACCUUGAACACUUUCCAUUUCGCUGGUCACGGUGCUGCUAAUGUUACCUUGGGUAUCCCUCGUAUGAGAGAAAUCAUUAUGACCGCCUCCUCCGCGAUCAAGACCCCACAGAUGACGAUGCCUAUUCUCGCGUCCGUUACCGACGAGCAGGCCAAGGUCUUCUGUAAGAACGUUGGGAAGGUUGUCAUGUCCGAGUUCAUCGACCACGUUGCCGUUACCGAAACUGCCGGUGCUUCCUCCGGUGGCGUGGCCACUAGAUCUUACGUCAUUAACUUGAAGUUCUACGCCAAGGCCGAGUAUGAGUCCGAGUACGAUAUUUCCCAGGACCAGUUAGAGCACUCCAUUAUAUCUUCUUUCUUGAGAAUGUUGGAGUCUGCCAUCAUCAAGCAGGUUAAGAAGCAGAAGAAGCCAUACACCGAGUCUGUUGGUAAGGCUGUUCCUAGAUCCCAGACUGAGGCUGCCCUCGGUUCGACCGUAGUUGAAGAGGAGGACGAUGCUGAUGAUGACAAGUUGAAGUCCAACACCAAGCAGGCAGUCUCUUACGACGGACCGGAUGACGAUGAGAUCGAGACCAUGAGAAAGGCUGAAAAGUCUGAGGAAGAGGAUUCUGGAUCUGACUCUUCUGAUUCUGAUUCUGAUUCUGAUUCUGAUUCUGAUUCUGAUUCUGAUUCUGAGAUGGAGGCUGUUACUGUCAAGCAAGCUUUGUCUCAAUUUGCCAAGGAACGUCAGCAGGAAGUCUUGACUGCCCACUCUUUGAUCACCAAGUUCAACUUUGAUGACGAAAAUGGUGAAUGGUGUGAGUUCAAGUUGGAGUUGCCAGCCGAAACUGACAAGAUCUUGAUGGUUAACAUUGUCGAGGACUUGUGUCGUAAGGUUGUUGUUAGAGAGAUUGCCCAUAUCGGUAGAUGUGUGUUCCCAGAACCUGAACAAGGCAAGAGAGUGCUUGUCACCGAGGGUGUCAACUUCCGUGCCAUGUGGGAGCAGGACGACUUUAUUGAUGUCAACGGGAUCAGAUCUAACGACAUUGCUGCCGUUUUGAGAACCUACGGUGUUGAGGCCGCUAGAAACACCAUUGUCUACGAAAUCAAUAAUGUUUUCGGCAGAUACGCCAUUACCGUGUCCAGCAGACAUUUAGACUUGAUUGGUGACAUGAUGACCAGAGAGGGUUCCUACUUAGCCUUCAACAGACAGGGUAUUGACUCCUCUACCUCUGCCUUCAUGAAGAUGUCGUACGAAACCACCUGCCAGUUCUUGACCAAGGCUGUUUUGGACAACGAGAGAGAAGAUUUGUUCUCGCCUUCCGCUAGAAUCGUCAUGGGUAAGUUGUCCAACGUCGGUACUGGUUCCUUUGACGUCAUGGCCAAGAUGGCUUGUGAUGUGUAAACUAGCCUAUAAGGGCUUCUUUUUCUAGACCUUUUACAUAUUUUUCCCUUUUAAUGCAUUCAUACUUUUAGUCAGAGGUAAAG
Babjeviella inositovora NRRL Y-12698 is the source of this 5012-nucleotide messenger RNA. It is a transcript of the gene RPA190, whose product is annotated as DNA-directed RNA polymerase I core subunit. NCBI's taxonomy places the organism in Eukaryota, Fungi, Ascomycota, Pichiomycetes, Serinales. Gene Ontology annotation, cellular component: RNA polymerase I complex. Gene Ontology annotation, biological process: DNA-templated transcription. Gene Ontology annotation, molecular function: DNA-directed RNA polymerase activity; DNA binding. The record is from RefSeq and is a predicted model, not a curated record. Bases 31 to 4929 code for a protein of 1632 amino acids. The transcript has a single exon.